AUGACUAGUCGAGCGUUAAGUAAGUUUAAGUUUUUUAAUUGUGAAUUUAAUAAUUUUAGUGCUUUUAAGAGAUAUUGCACACAAUUGCAAUAUGCAAAACCAAAGAAGGAGGCACAUUCACCAGUUAUGAUUGACGAGGUGGUGAAAUACAUGAAUUUAUCGCCUGGCGAAACAAUUGUUGACAUGACAUUUGGCUCUGGUGGGCAUUCAAGAAAACUUCUCGAAACUAUUCCGAAUAUUAAAAUCUAUGCUCUUGAUCGUGAUCCACUGGCUUAUGAAUUUGCAGAAAAUUUAGCACUCGAAUAUCCAGGGCAGGUGAUUCCACUUUUGGGUAGAUUUUCCGAAUUGCCGGAAUUAUUGAAGGGGAGAAAUGUUCCUGGCAAUACGAUUGAUGGAAUUCUUUUUGAUUUUGGUUGUUCGUCCAUGCAAUUUGAUACUGGUAUGAGGGGAUUUUCAAUUUCACGAAAUGGUCCAUUGGAUAUGAGAAUGGAUGGUGAACGAUUUCCGAAUCAACCGACUGCUGCUGAUAUUAUUGAAAAGGCAAGUGAAGAAGAUUUAGCGCGUAUUAUUAAAGUUUAUGGCGAGGAAAAGGAGGCGAAAAAAAUUGCUCGUGUUCUCGUUGAAUCACGAUUUACAUUGAAGAAAUUGAGAACAACACGCGAAUUGGCAGAAAUUGUGAAAUCAGCAAUAAGUGAUGAAGAGGACGAUACAGAGGCGAUUGGUCGACAGAAGCAUUGUGCUACAAAAACAUUUCAGGCUUUUCGAAUUUUUGUUAAUAACGAAUUAAAUGAAAUUAAUUAUGGACUAUUUAUUGCUCGGGCUUAUUUGAAAAUUGGUGGUCGUUUAAUAACACUUUCGUUUCAUUCGCUUGAAGAUUUAAUUGUUAAACGACAUAUAUCUGGUAAUUUCAUGGGUUCGCAGAUAAAUAAAUUGCCAUUAAAGUUUAGUAGUUAUGGUACAAGUUUCUCUGAAAAUGAACUUAACGAUUAUGAAAAUUCAAAUUGGCAUAUGUUGCAUCCACAUGUCUUGGUACCAGAACCUGAUGAAAUUGAAAUUAAUCCACGAAGUAGAUCGGCGAGAUUUAGAGCUAUGGUUAAAGUUAGUUAACAUUUGUCGAUUAUCUGAAAUUUUAUUUAACAAUUUGAAGAAUUAAAAAUUAUUGACAUAAUUUUUCAUUGUGGUUGAGGAGUUUAGAAUUAAUUGAAUUAUAGUUUAGUAUGUAGAUAAAUAAUCAGAUUUAUAAAAAUAAUAAAAAAAA
Molecule: messenger RNA, 1258 nt
Organism: Leptopilina heterotoma
Lineage: Eukaryota; Metazoa; Arthropoda; Insecta; Hymenoptera; Figitidae
Product: probable methyltransferase-like protein 15 homolog
Exons: 1
Coding region: 1-1107 (368 amino acids)
Biological process (GO): rRNA base methylation
Molecular function (GO): rRNA (cytosine-N4-)-methyltransferase activity
Source: RefSeq, a predicted model, not a curated record